UAUCAAAACAAAAACGAACAGUAAACAAACUUUUCCUCAACUUCAUCGUAAUUAUUUUUCGCCAACUAAUUAGUCAUUUGAUCGUUAAUGAAUUAUUGAAAGUAAUUCUUAGCAUUCGCAUACAACAACCAAUAUGACUGUUCAGUUACCUCCCUGUCCCGAAUCUCUUCGUAACGUUCAACCGUACUUAAAAGUAGCCCUAGAACAUGACGAAAGAAAUCCAGUCAUCAGCUAUUGGUCUCGUAUUUACGCCCUCCAGUUAGCUCUAACCAUAGAUAAGAAAUCGACCGAAGCGAAGCAGUUCCUUUUGCCGUUGAUGGACUGGUUGGAAAAAACCAAACGAAGCUCCGCUAACAAUGAGCUAAUCACGAGCGAAGCAGCUGCCCAAGCCUUCGUAGAAAAUUACGCUCUUAAACUGUUCAUUUGGGCAGAUAACAAUGACCGAGGCGGUAUCUUUAAUAAGAAUGUGGUACGAUCCUUUUACACGAGCGGAUUACUGAUGGAUGUUCUCACAACGUUCGGAGAACUCAGCGAAGAAAUAACAAAGAACCGGAAAUACGCUAAAUGGAAAGCAGCCUAUAUUAACAAUUGUAUGAAAACCGGUGAAGUUCCCAUCCCUGGGCCACAAGGCGAAACUGACGAAGAACAAGAGCUGAACAAUUUAUUAAACCUAGAUAAACCAGCAUCACCUCCAGCUGCUGGUCCGGCUCCGUCUCAGUCGCAGCAGCCUUCGUUUCCCUCCAUACCCAACUCAUCUACCACCGCUUUUUCAGACCUCCCCACUGUUCCAUCUGAACUAAAUCUACCAAACACCAACUUCUCUUACAAUCCUCACCCUACACCUUCAACAGGAUCACCUCAACCAUCUAUCAACAGUGCUAGUAAUAUCUCAACUACUACUCAAGCUAGUAAUUCGAGUCUGAAACUGGAUUCUUCUCAAAUUACCAAAGCACAAAAGUUCUGUAAAUUCGCCUCCAGCGCUUUGAACUACGAUGAUAUUCCAGAAGCGAUAAAUAACCUACAGAAAGCUCUGAAACUUCUGCAGACCGGAGAAGAUGAGUAAUAUUAUUCGUUCUUUAGGGACUUUAUUUUUUUUUUACAAAUAAUCAAUUUUUGUGAUACUUCAGUUAGAUUUUACAGAUAUUUUAUACCGUAGGAUUUCCAAGUGUCCCAUCGAUUUUUAUUUUUUUUUGUACUAACAAUGAUAGGUUUAUUGAAGAGCUUAUGCUUCUAAAACGACGAUUGGAAAUUAUUUUUUUAUUUAAAACAAUUAAUUUUAAUCAAUGUCGAGGAGAAGAAUGUCCAAUUUGUAUUUUUUUGCUUAUUAAGAGCACAUUUAAUUAGAUUUACGUUUUGAAAACAAUACACGAGUCCAUUUCCGGAAUUAUUUUACAAUUUAUUACGUGUACAUAUUCACUAUUUAUCUCAGCAAAUAUAGUUUACGAUUUUUA
Messenger RNA from Planococcus citri (citrus mealybug), 1451 nucleotides. RefSeq names its product vesicle trafficking 1 (gene Vta1). The transcript is spliced from 4 exons. Gene Ontology annotation, biological process: late endosome to vacuole transport via multivesicular body sorting pathway. The record is from RefSeq and is a predicted model, not a curated record. NCBI's taxonomy places the organism in Eukaryota, Metazoa, Arthropoda, Insecta, Hemiptera, Pseudococcidae. Gene Ontology annotation, cellular component: multivesicular body. The coding region runs from base 134 to 1063 and encodes 309 amino acids.